Messenger RNA from Branchiostoma belcheri (Belcher's lancelet), 5503 nucleotides. Its product is annotated as proteoglycan 4-like. Lineage: Eukaryota; Metazoa; Chordata; Leptocardii; Amphioxiformes; Branchiostomatidae. The transcript has a single exon. The record is from RefSeq and is a predicted model, not a curated record. Bases 243 to 4208 code for a protein of 1321 amino acids.
CACUGCUGUUCUUGUGACCAGUGAACCGUUCUGAUGUGGUGACCUUUCCUAAGGAUGUGACCCGAUGAUGGAGCUACAUAAAAACUUACCCUUCGGCGAUGCCAUGGAACCAGUUCAAACGUGAGCUUACCACGGGAAGGUUGCCUGUAAAACUGCCAACCAGUGGAGUUGCGACAACAAAACGUUCAACAUUUCGUUUCUUGGUGUUCUUUUGAGACUUGCGGGUUGGACGAAAAUCCAAGAUGGCGCUAUCAAACGGCCAGAUCGUCGGUAUCUCUGUCGGAGUGAUUCUAUUCGUGGUGUUUCUGAUCUUGGUGCCGCUGUACUGUUACUUCGUGUGGAGAAAGCGGAGGCGGGAAGCCGGCUACUACGAGUCUGAAGAGGAAGGUCAGCCAUCCGCCACUAGCCCCCCUCCCCACUCGGAGAAGAAGGGCGCAGAGAACCUUGGGUACGAGAUCAACGGGGACGAGGUCAACGGCGCGGUGAAUCACGGGAAGGUUCCAGACAACGGCGUUGUCCAAUCGAACGGGCCGGUUUCCGUGGAAACUCCCGCCAAAAUAGAGAUAGAGACUCAGCAGAAAAGUGUUCCGGAGAAACCGGACGAGAUUUCGCUGGACAUUCCCGAGGAGUCGGUUGCGUCAUCAAAGUCCCCGGAUGUGCGUCGGGACAGCGACGCCCUUUCGCGGUCUUCGCUGAACUCUGACCUUGACUUGGACAACAUCUCGCUGAAGAUGAGAGGACUCGGGGACACAGACGACAUUUUGACGUCGGUCAUGUCGGUCAAAAGUCCCUUCAACUUCGACGAACAAAACGUCAGCAAGGACGCAGAGGUCACACCUGAAGUCAAGGACGAAUCGAAUCGUAUGUUCGAUUUCGACAGUCUCGGGAAGGACACGAGAUUAUCAGAAAACGACGACGUGCCUGAAGUAAUAAUUCCUAACGAUUCGAACGUUCCGCAGGACAGGAGCAAGCUGUAUCAGGUUUCGGACAUUCCCGGAAACGACCUUGCGCCUAGGGAGAAUCUAUCCUUUGAUCUGGAAAGGAGCGACAGCCUUUCGCUGAGUUCGGCGAGUUCAAAGGAGACCAUCAUAGAAAUGCCCGGGUUCGCGCAGAGGGACGCGUCCCCGCACCUCGAACAGAACACGUUCCAAGGUGACACGACCUUCGGAGAAGAGCUGACCUUGAGUGACCUUGAGGAGGACCUAAACUCCUGGGAGAUCGAACAGCCGGUUCUAAAGUCGAUAGAGCCACUGGAGGUGGAUCAGCUGGUUCUACAGAGGGCUGACAUCUCACAAGUAGAGGUCAACGCAGAAGAACAGGUGGACAAAUCGAACGUUGAACCGGAAGUAGAAAUCCAGAUUGAGAAAGCAGCGGAAGUGGUGGAGAUGCCCGAUGACGUCAUACCGAACGGCCAUGACGUGGAGCCGAUGACGUUAGGGGUUGAGAUGGCCAGCGACUCGGACUCCGGGUCUGACGUGCCGACGUGUUCCAUCACCAUGGCAGCGGAGGACUCCAGCAGCACCGACGCAUCGGCGGGAGAGAACGACGGGACCGUCUCCGUUCGAAUCCCGGAAAGGACGUCACUGUCAGACGACAAGGUCACCGAGUCGGACACUCUGCUUUCCCUGGAUAAAACCCCGCCUGCUGUCAUGGGAGACAGUUUCGCUACGAGUAUUUUCUCCACUCUGGACUCCGGUGUUCCAAAACAGCAGCAAGAGCCGCCGCCAUCUUUAAACGAGGAGCCAGAGGUCACCGUCUUGUCCUUCAGGAACAAAGAUGGCGGCGAUGAUGACGACGACAGCGUCUCCCUGUCUUCUGCGUCAUCAGGCUCCUCCGGCGGGUCAAAGGGCGAUGUUCUAAAGGAGAGUCUGGCAGUAGAGGAACCGCACAGCCCGCCGUUUAGCCCCAUCACUCCUCUGAGGAAGAAAUUUUUCUCCCCAACCCCGGAAAUCGGGAUGACGGGAACACAGAUGACCAGUUCGCCUCUACAACUUGAACCCGAAACGGGGGAAGCCAGGACAGUGACAGACAAGGAGCCACCUUGGAAAUCGUUCGAUUUGUCGCCUACUUCGAAGAAAGAGGUUGGCUCAGAACUGGAAACAGUCGCGAAAGUCGACGAGGUGUCUUCACAGGUUUCCAUGGAGACCACGCCGGAACCAGAAGUCGGUAAAAUUGACGAACAGUUCGAGGAAAAGGCUCUGACAUUCGCGACACCAGACGAAAGUCGCGUGGUGGCGGAUUCGGCGUCGUCUGAGGCGAGCAGUUCCGAGUCGGAGAGGCCGAACGUGGACAGCGACGCGCCCGAACAAACUGUGACCACAGAAACUCCUUUAGAAACAGAGAAAGUAGAAAAUGAACCCGCGACUGUAACUAUAGAAACAGAGAAAGUAGAGACGCCUCAGAUGGAAAAGCCACUCGUGGUUCAAGAGUCUAAGGCGUUUGAAUCUGUCUUAGAAAGACCAAGUUUCGACAGAAAAGCGCCAGAGCCUACAGUAGGGUCCCCGAGUGUCAGUAUAGGCGGUGACCCCACGGAUGACGUCGUGUCCUCUGUCGGGUCAGCUCUGACGUCAUGGAAAACCCGGAAGCCUUGGCGCACGCGCGGUAGGCUGGAUGACGACAGCAGCAGCGGCCGGUCCACGCCGGAGUCGGAGAAGGCGAAAGACGCGUCUUUUUUCUCGAGUCUUCUCGGCACGUCCAAGGAAGACGCGAUAAAGGACUUAAGGAGUAACAAGAAGAGGAGCGAAGUUACAAGGAGCGACUCAAGAACGCCUCGGUUUAAGUACACGGGGUUUUCAAGAACCUACCAAGACGAAGAAGAAGACUUAAGAAAGGGUGACGCAUUUUCUUCCCCCACGGCAAACUUGGAAGGACGUUUAGCCGCAAAGACGGAAACUGAGUCGCAGAAAGAAGAACAACCGCAGGUGAAAUUGGCAGCGAAAGAAAUAGAAGAUAAACUUUCCGAAUCGACGAGCUUGGAGACACCACUAAGAAAGAACAGGCACCUCAACUCCCCUGACACAACAUCCCAACCUGAACAAGCAUCAGAAACUCCACCGAGAAGGAAGAUAGACGACAUCAUACAACAUCUCAACAACCGUUCGGAGGGACAAAAAUCGGCUGAGAGAACAGUUGACCAGUCCCCUAGCCCAGAGCCCGUACCCGUGGCACACGACACCCCAUACCGACCACCCCUACCUAGUCCUGACCACCUUACCCCGUCACAGAGGCAACUCGCACAGCAAGAGUCAGUGUCUUCUGCCGCGCCUAGCCGCCCUCCUCUGCCGAGUACACCCAACCUCAGCCGCACGGAGAGUUAUAAAGCGUUAACUCCGGAGCAGCAAAGUGAAAUCAUAUCCGCCAAAUCAACACCGAGGACUACGAAAGAUGCAGUCCAAGAGGGCACUCCGAUGGUCGCGGCGACGACGCCGAAAGUUGCCGACACAACGCCGAAUGUUGCCGAGGCAACGCCGAAGAUUCCCGACUCAACACCGAGGAUUCUCGACACGACAGCACCGAAAGUGCCCGAGGCAACACCGAAAGUUGCCGACUCAACCCCGAAAGUUUCCGAGACAACACCGAAAGUUCCCGAGACGACACCGAAAGCCAGAGACACACGGAAAUUCCCUGCCAGAACACGCGACAAACCGCCUGUCUCCAAACUGUCCCCAGCGAGAUUGUCUCCCUACACCCCCAUGCCGUUCAGCAGGGACCGACACACGUCGCCACCCUCCGUCUCAACGACGCCGCCUAGCGCCGGGGUAGCGAAGGGCAGGCGGCCGCGCGGGGUGGCCCGCUUCAUGAGCUCCAGUUCGAACCCGCUGUUCCACGCCGCCAUGUUGCUCAACGACGAGGAAAAUAAGAAGAACGCGUCCGCUCCGGAUCAAGAAAAGAAGAACGAGAGUCUUAGAAACGGGAGAGGUUCUUCACCAAGUCUCAAGACAAGCCCUGCACCUCAAGAACAAUCUCCCAAACCUUCACCAACAGCCAAGACGGAAAGCGAAGGUGUGAAGGCUCCUCCAAGAAAAUCGCGCGGCUCCGACCCAGCGACGAACGGAGAGUCGGAACAGUCCGCUUCGGGUCUUCGGAAGGACUCGGCGCUGCUUCGGACGCCGUCGUCGGUGUCGAGGGCUUCCGAGGACGGUUCGGAAUACGGCGAGGCGGUGUCGGUGGCGCUGGAUGACGCGUUCGCCAUGCUGGACGAUAUUUGAUCAGAACUUGGAUGUAAAAACUGGCAAAACUGUUGAGAAAACGUACCAAACAAGAAAUUGAGAUUUGAGACCCCUAGGAAGUGUUUUGGGUCUUCGUGUUUUGGAUUGCGGAGGGUAUUGUAUGAUGUUAUUUGGGGUUUAACAGGGGAAUCUACAACGAAGACAAGACAUGGUUGAAAUAGACUGAAUUGACUGAACUUACAUUUAUGUUCUGUGACAUAAAUGUCACAGUGUGACAAUGUUACAACCCAAGCGUGUUGUAUCAAAAUGAAAAUAACAAUGUAUAAAAAUGAGCUUGCCUGUUACCUAUACGUGUAUCUUUUUGUAUUAUCAGAUUGUUGAUAAUGUUUAUAUCAUUGUGAAAGUUGUAAAGGUAUAUCAUAUGCCAGAAUAUCAAUGCUGGGUCGGUGUGUAACCAAAUAGUGGAGUUUAACAGUUGUACUAAUAUUGGCCAGUCGCCAUGGCUCUGCAGCGCCUCUAGCGACAGCUGUUUGAGCUGCAAUGAUAAUUCUUGUUUAGGGAAGUUGUUUGUACAUAUAUCAAUGUUUAACAUGUAAAUUAUCAAAUGUAUUAACACCUAAUAUUCCUAGUUAUUACCUCAUAACUCAUAGCCAUGUAUUUUUAACAAAAUAUAUUUCUCCCUUGUAACAUAACAGGUAUAAAAGCCAUAUAAACUUUGUAAUCGGUGGAGAGAAUUCUACUAAUAUAAGAUAGUGACAACUAAGUAUGGGCAACGUCGUCUACUAAUUAUUCUAUAUAACAUGGAAAGCUGCUUGCGGAUUUGAAGAAUUCUGCUCGAAAAAAAUGUAGUAUUUUCAACUCUCAUUUGUACUGAUGGUGUAAUGUAAUAAUAAUGAUGACGAGCUUUCUACCAGAAAUGUUAAAAUUAGACAAAAUUAUAGAACUCUCAAGGAAGACGCUUUGGUCUGUAGAGUAAUUAUUCCUUGUAUGGGUUUCGUGUCAUGUUGACAGAGCAGAAUUAUACGCGGUGAAGUAGUAUAUAUUGUGUUCUUGCGAAUACUACUAAGUCUACAAAUAUUCCGGCAAGUUCGGAGUAAACUUGGGCAUUGCAAAUGUCCUGUAAGAAUGUCUAGGAUUAUCACUGUAUACUUUCUAUGACGAUGACUCUAUAUAUACCUUAGAUAUUUCCAAUGUAGAAUUCAUUCUGUAUUUAUAUACAUUUGUACUUAUUUAUACAGGUACUAAAAUUCACCCACGCAGACGUUUCCGAACGAUGUUAACACAUGAUUAAUUAUGUACAUGUACGUACGUAUGGAAAUGUGCAAAUAUAAACA